AUGGAUCAGAUAGACGAGGAAGAUUGGUGUCAAAUCAUUAACAAAAAUGAUUUUAUCAAGGAUGACUGUCUCAUUUCAUCAAUUCCUGAUUGUUGCAAUAAUUUGAAUCGUUAUGAUAACGAUUAUCAUGAAGCACCUCAUUGUUUAUUUCAAUCGAAUAAAAAUGAAACAACAAUAUCACAAUAUGCAAAUAUUAUCAGUGAUAAUGAUACGAUAAGUUUGGAUGUGGAAGCAUUGGAAGAGCAAUUAAAUAUGGCAUCAAAUCUUCUUGAUGUUAAAAUUGAAUUAAACAAUAGUUAUCCGAUUGCAUCGGAAACGCUAUCUUUGACUAAUUCACAUUCUUCAUCAUCUUUUGAACAUCAAAACAAUGGAAUAUUUCGUUCAUCAUUUACCACUGGACAGUCAUUUUUAGACGAGGCAGAUUGUCUUGUUGAAUUAAAAGCAUAUGCUAAAACAAGGCGAAAAAUGCAUGAAAUGGCUGUGAAACAAAAACUUAUCACUGAACAAGAUCCAAAAGGUUAUGGAUUUUUGCAUUUGUCAUCGGAGGAGAAGCGAACAUUACUUCAGGAAGGUUACAAACUACCCACUGUUUUACCCUUAACAAAAUCUGAGGAAGAUGCGUUGAAAAUUAUUCGGCGUAAAAUUAAAAAUAAGCUGUCUGCGCAAGAAAGUCGUCGAAAACGUAAGGAAUAUAUGAAUGCGCUUGAAAAAAGAAUUCAAUAUUAUCUUAAUGAAAAUUCAACAUUAAAAUUAAAGCUAAAAGAUUUAGAACAAAAGAAUCGUAGUUUAUUUAUCGAAUUAAAACAUUUCAAAACAUCAAUUGGAUCAAAUCACAGAACAGAAAAUCAUCCAUCAUGUCCAACACCAAAUGUUACAACAAUUAAUUAA
This is a messenger RNA of Brugia malayi, 888 nucleotides long. RefSeq lists its product as uncharacterized. NCBI's taxonomy places the organism in Eukaryota, Metazoa, Nematoda, Chromadorea, Rhabditida, Onchocercidae. Gene Ontology annotation, molecular function: DNA-binding transcription factor activity, RNA polymerase II-specific; cAMP response element binding. Gene Ontology annotation, biological process: regulation of transcription by RNA polymerase II. The coding region runs from base 1 to 888 and encodes 295 amino acids. The record is from RefSeq and is a predicted model, not a curated record. The transcript has 6 exons.